UUUACCCGGAAAUGAGAGCCUGUUCCAACAGCUGUAAUCUUUAAUUUAGCCAUUUCUGACUGUUUUCUGUCCAGAUAAAUAAUGCUUUAGCCUAUAAUCUGACUUUAUCUACUGCCUCGAUAUGUAUAGCGGUCUUUUGCCCAAAGGUUUCACCGAAGACGACCUCAGUCCGGAUGACGAUGAGGAUGAAGCUGAGGAGCAGAGAGAGGGAGAGCAGUGUGAGAGCUCUGCUGAAAAGUUGAGCUCUGUAGGGGAAAACACAGUCUCUGUGAAAGAGACACAGUCUACUCACACUGCAUGUGAAUCAGACAAUGAGUCCCCGACAUGCAGUAUGCCUGGUAUAUCUCAGGAAAUGUGGCAAAAAUUCCAGGAUCUACGGAAGAAAAAUAAAAAAAUUAAGACAAUGAAGGUCCCCCAAAAAAGAAAAAGAAGACGACACAAGAAAGGAACAAAGAGUGAGGAAACUACAGAGACAAGCAGAGAGCAUCAGGAGGAGCAUGAGCAGCACUGGAAUGAGCUUAAGCAGCAUUUCGGUGUAAAUGAUCGAUUUCAUCCCCCUGCAUGUUCCAAACCCCCUCCGAAGUCCGGCCUAGAAAAGAGCAUAGAGGGGGCCAUCGCUGAAGGGGACAUUGCAAAGGCGGAGGAGAUGAGCGACAGACUCGCCACUCGAGAGCUGGCUGUGAAAAUCGCUCAAGCCGCUGAUUGCCGUGACUUUGUGCAACACAAACAGGAAGAGGAAGCUUUGAGGGCAGCGCAGAAGAGGAAGAACCAAAUAUCCUGGGGGUUUGAAGCCAAAAGACGAUGGGAAACCAAAAGCAACAUGGGCUUCAUGUGACAAACACGGAGAAAAACUCUUAUUUUUUUAAGUGAAUAUAAUGUGGUGUUUUUUUAUGGAGGACUGAUCCUCUUUGUAUAUUUUGAAGGCUUCUCAACAGCACAGUGUGAGGGGGGGAAAAGUCACACAGUUGGCUGAGGAAAAACCAAUCCAGAGAGCACAAGAGAGCGAAAAAAUUAUGGAGCAUUCAAAUUAAUUCCUAAGGCGCCCAUUGGUGUCUGCAUUGUGUUAUUUUUCAUUACAUUUCAGUGAUUUUAAGCGUUCUGGCCUUUUUCUUUCCCCCCCUUCAAAUUAAAUCUGGUGUACAUUA
Molecule: messenger RNA, 1145 nt
Organism: Trematomus bernacchii (emerald rockcod)
Lineage: Eukaryota; Metazoa; Chordata; Actinopteri; Perciformes; Nototheniidae
Gene: fam204a
Product: family with sequence similarity 204 member A
Exons: 7
Coding region: 122-835 (237 amino acids)
Source: RefSeq, a predicted model, not a curated record